GCAGAGAGCCGCUGCGCCAACCUCUCGCGUCUGGCGGCCGCCCCCGUGGAGGUGACCCUCUUCUACGAGAGCCUGUGCCCGGCGUGCCGGGGGUUUCUGGUCCAGGAGCUCUUCACAGACUGGUUGGUCCUGCAGGAGAGGAACGUCAGCGGGAAGUGGCAGUUCCAGUGCCAGCACGGCCCGGAGGAGUGUUUGGGCAACAUGAUCGAGACCUGCCUGAUGCACGAGGCCAAGAACUUCAGCACUUACUUCCCCGUCAUCUUCUGCCUGGAGUCGGGCAGCUCCGUCACCAAGAACCUGGAGGCC
Messenger RNA from Leptosomus discolor (cuckoo roller), 306 nucleotides. Lineage: Eukaryota; Metazoa; Chordata; Aves; Leptosomiformes; Leptosomidae. The record is from RefSeq and is a predicted model, not a curated record.